AUGUCCGACUCAUCAGCCCCUCCUUCUCCCGGGAUCAUCCACGAAUUCGCCAGAGAUCGGGGUGAGCAUGGCCAUGCCCGGCAUGGGCAUCAGAAUGGAGACGCGGUGCACUCUGCCCCGCCGACAAUAUACGUCCCGCCGCAGUAUCUGCCUGGAGGGAAGAGAUCACUUUCAGGCGUUGCAAUCAGAGCCUUCGGGCUGGGCAUCGGGCUGGGCGUGUCGCUCAUCCUGACUCUGGGUCUGGCCUACUGGGGCUACGGGUUGUGGAGGGCUCCGUGCUUUGUUGCAACACUUGCAUUAUUCCAUUAUCUAGAAUUCGACAUGACGGCACGCUACAACUCGCCCGACGCGUCCAUCUCGUCGUUCCUACUGUUGUCCAAUGGCGUGGCCUACGCGGCCGCCCACACAGUGGCGAUGCUGGAGUUGUUCGUCCGAUACUGGCUGUACUCCGACUACAAGCCACGGUGGUUGACGUUGCCCUUCCACGUUCCAAAAGUCUUGCCGACGGUCUCAUCCUCGCUAACCGUCGGGUUGGGGCUACUCUUCAUUUUUGUUGGCCAGCUCGUCAGAAGUGCUGCCAUGAAAAAGGCCAGGACAAACUUCAACCAUGUGGUCCAGUGGACCAAAAGGGCAGACCAUACCCUGGUGACCGACGGCGUCUAUGCCUUCUCGAGACAUCCGUCGUAUUUUGGCUUCUUCUGGUGGGGGGUAGGCACACAGAUAUUGCUGGAGAAUCGGAUCUGCUUCGUAACGUACGCGGUGGUACUGUGGAAAUUCUUCCACCAUCGGAUCAUUCACGAAGAACGACACCUCGUCUCAUUCUUUGGUCAGGAUUAUCUCGAAUACCGCAAACGCACGCCCGUUCGAAUACCGUUCAUUCGAUGA
This is a messenger RNA of Capronia epimyces CBS 606.96, 885 nucleotides long. RefSeq lists its product as uncharacterized. Gene Ontology annotation, cellular component: endoplasmic reticulum; membrane. Gene Ontology annotation, biological process: C-terminal protein methylation. Gene Ontology annotation, molecular function: protein C-terminal S-isoprenylcysteine carboxyl O-methyltransferase activity. The record is from RefSeq and is a predicted model, not a curated record. NCBI's taxonomy places the organism in Eukaryota, Fungi, Ascomycota, Eurotiomycetes, Chaetothyriales, Herpotrichiellaceae. The coding region runs from base 1 to 885 and encodes 294 amino acids. The transcript has 2 exons.